AACAAGACUGGGGUUAUGAAGUCAGUUCUAGAUGGCCUCGCAGACACAACUUUCCGAACAAUCACGACAGAUCUCCUUUACGUGGGCUCCAACGAUAUCCAGUACGAAGACAUGAAAGGCGACAUGGCAUCCAAGCUGGGGUACUACCCCCAGAAGUUCCCUCUUUCUUCUUUCAGGGGUGAUCCUUUCCAAGAAAAAAUGACUGGAGGAGAUGAUUCCCUGUUGAGCAUUAUUCCAUCAGAGCAGGUCAACAUCACAGAGUUUUACAACAAGUCCCUGUCCACUUUUAAGGAUAAUGAGGAGAAUAUACAGUGUGGGGAGAACUUUAUGGAUAUGGAGUGUUUUAUGAUCCUGAACCCCAGCCAGCAGCUGGCCAUCGCCGUGCUAUCGCUCACCCUGGGCACCUUCACAGUCCUAGAAAACCUUCUCGUCCUGUGUGUCAUCCUCCACUCCCGAAGCCUUCGGUGUAGACCCUCCUACCAUUUCAUCGGCAGCCUGGCUGUGGCCGACCUCCUGGGCAGCGUGAUUUUUGUCUACAGUUUUGUGGAUUUCCAUGUUUUCCACCGGAAGGAUAGCCCCAACGUCUUCUUGUUCAAACUGGGUGGAGUUACAGCCUCCUUCACCGCCUCUGUAGGUAGCCUUUUCCUCACGGCAAUAGACCGGUACAUCUCCAUACACAGGCCACUAGCUUAUAAAAGGAUUGUUACCCGACCAAAGGCUGUCGUAGCAUUUUGUGUGAUGUGGACCAUCGCUAUUGUAAUAGCCGUUCUUCCUCUGCUCGGCUGGAACUGCAAAAAGCUCAAUUCUGUUUGUUCGGACAUAUUCCCUCUCAUCGAUGAGACAUACCUGAUGUUCUGGAUCGGGGUCACCAGCGUCCUCUUGUUGUUCAUUGUCUAUGCCUACAUGUACAUUCUGUGGAAGGCUCACAGCCACGCUGUUCGCAUGUUGCAGCGAGGAACGCAGAAAAGCAUAAUCAUUCAGUCAACAGAGGAUGGUAAGGUACAGAUCACUAGGCCUGAUCAAACUCGUAUGGACAUCAGGUUAGCCAAAACCUUGGUCCUUAUCCUAGUUGUUUUAAUCAUAUGCUGGGGCCCUCUCCUCGCCAUCAUGGUGUACGAUGUCUUUGGGAAAAUGAACAAGCUCAUCAAGACUAUCUUUGCCUUCUGUAGCAUGCUCUGUUUGCUGAAUUCAACAGUGAAUCCCAUCAUCUACGCUCUGAGGAGCAAGGACUUGAGACACGCCUUCCGCAGCAUGUUCCCCACCUGCGAAGGGACUGCUCAGCCCCUGGAUAACAGCAUGGAGUCUGACUGCCAGCACAAACACGCCAACAACGCGGGGAAUGUGCACAGGGCUGCCGAGAGCUGCAUUAAGAGCACAGUUAAGAUUGCCAAAGUUACCAUGUCUGUCUCCACAGACACAACUGCUGAAGCGUUGUAAGUCAGAGACUUCUCAGUGUUGUAAGAAAAGGAGUUUAAGUUUAAAAAAAAAUAAAAAUUUAAAAAAUCCACAAUAGAAAAAACCAAACCCAUGGCUUAACGUGUUUGUA
Messenger RNA from Cinclus cinclus, 1546 nucleotides. RefSeq names its product cannabinoid receptor 1 (gene CNR1). The record is from RefSeq and is a predicted model, not a curated record. Gene Ontology annotation, cellular component: membrane. Gene Ontology annotation, molecular function: cannabinoid receptor activity. Gene Ontology annotation, biological process: G protein-coupled receptor signaling pathway. Bases 16 to 1437 code for a protein of 473 amino acids. NCBI's taxonomy places the organism in Eukaryota, Metazoa, Chordata, Aves, Passeriformes, Cinclidae. The transcript has a single exon.